CUUUGUGCCAUGUCUUUCACUUGGAUCUGUUUUCUGUUACUGGAGCUGUGUUCAAUGAUACCCAAGAUUGCCUGGUCACAAGAUACUCGUACUAAUUUCGAUUCCGAGUAUGGGCAGAAUUUAAGACAGAAUCUGCUUUCAGUGGACAAGUUCCAUUAUCUAAAUGUACCCCGAAUUGACAUAAUUACACCAUAUGACGACUUUGAAUGCAUCUUAAAAUGUCUUGACCAUCCGCUCUGCGUUUCUGUGAACGUUGCCGCCGAAGGAAAAAAGUGGUGUGAGUUACUGUCCACCAACAAGUUUAACGACCCCGAAAAACUCAAAGAAAGCAAGAGUUGGCAUCACUAUUCGUCUUUUAAGUUUCCUUGUUCUUCCAAUCCAUGCCAAAACGGAGGAGCUUGCGUUGUCGCCAAACACAAACUGGAGAUGUUCGAGUGCAUCUGUAAGAACGGUUACUCUGGAGAAUUUUGUGAAAAAAUAUUUCCAGCCGUUCAGCUUCAGAACUGCUCUCAAGCUCCCAAGAAAACUGGGAUUUACAACAUUUUCAAUCACGGAUCUGGGCCUUUCCCUGUCUACUGCGACCAGACAACGGAGGGUGGAGGUUGGAUGAUGAUAUUCAAAGUUAUUGGUGGAAUAAAUUCUUCCUUUUCUGCUGGGGAGUUCUGGAAUUCAUCCGACACAUUUUCAGAAAAUGUUACCGCUGCCCUAGAUACCACUUCAUCCUACCGAGGAAACUACAAAAACCGUAUUGUACAAAGUUGGCAAAUGUUCAGUCCUAAAGAGGUUCGUGUAGCACUUUACACAAAUGGAACUGAAGUCGUGUCUAUCAUAUUCAUUGCUAAAGGGACAACACACUUGGACUGGUUUUCACAAAAAAAUCUUAUUCAAUCACCAUGGACUGAUCUUAGGAACGCAAAAAACAUAUUUCCCUUUCGCAUCGAUGGCCACCAUGGGGUGCGCAGCUUUGAAAUUACUGCCAACUACGGGGGAUGUGAGCUAGACUCUGGAUGGCUUGUGAUUACUGGACCUGACUGUGGCUGGGAAAGAAGACAAGGUGUUGUCCCAGGAAUACUAUACAGCAAGAAAACUCACAAUAUCACAUGGAAUGAUAAUCAAGCUGAUGUUGGAGUUGCUGAGGUGAUGAUUGUGUACAUACGUUGAAGACCAGAGAUGCCAGUCAAGUAAUAAACAAAGCAAAGACACGUAUUCUAAUUAAAUUAAGAAAAAACUUAACUAAUUGAUUGAUUGAUUGUUAGACCUCCAAACUGACUGACCGACCGACCUACCUUUCAACCUAAGCAUCUAAUUUCUCCUUAAAG
Molecule: messenger RNA, 1319 nt
Organism: Pocillopora verrucosa
Lineage: Eukaryota; Metazoa; Cnidaria; Anthozoa; Scleractinia; Pocilloporidae
Source: RefSeq, a predicted model, not a curated record